AUGCACGGCGCGCAAUUUGAAACGGACGCGUACGCGCUCGUGCACACCAUCCCCGGCGCAAUUCCCGGCGUAGUGAAUGCACAUACAGGCGCAGAAGAUGGAGGAAACGAUGGACAGGCAUAUCCAACCCAGGCGCACAUGCGUGUAGUCCUGUUGGAGCAGCUGUACGGUGGCACGUUCUCGCUUGAAAAUUCGGUGUGGCCAUCGUGGCGCGCGUGGCUCGAGACGGCGCAGUACCCCACGGACGCGCAUGUGCAGUUCCUUAGCGAGCUGAUCCGGAUGAAUGGCUCUACAACUGAUGCACGUUUUUUCCUCGAGCAUCCCGUGGCGUGGGACAGGGAGCACGGACGCAAGUUCCGCGCUAGCGUCUUUUCCCUCACCUAUUGCCCCUACUCGCGCGCGGCCAAGGCGCGCCUCAGUGCACUCCAGGCCAACUUUUCUAUUGUCGAGGCCGACGAAAUUGGAUCAAGUGGUCAAGUUACUUCAUUCAAGAGUCUGUUAAAAUUAGUGACGGGGCACCCCACGUUUCCCAAGGUGUUGCUCAAUACAAAGGUGCUGUUAGACGAGGAUGGUCUGUUAGUCGGCAUGCUCCGCGAUGCAGGCGCACUGCCGAAUGUAAUGUAG
Molecule: messenger RNA, 624 nt
Organism: Malassezia vespertilionis
Lineage: Eukaryota; Fungi; Basidiomycota; Malasseziomycetes; Malasseziales; Malasseziaceae
Exons: 2
Coding region: 1-624 (207 amino acids)
Source: RefSeq, a predicted model, not a curated record